AUGACCAAUGACUCUGAAGCCCCUUUACUGGGCACCCGGAGCGCCGAAUCCUUGCAACGUCAUCUCCUAGUCGACCUAGCAGCCGCCGCCACGGCAGCAGCCUCAAUAUCCCCCAUCAUCACCGCCGCCGACAGAGCCGUCGUCGAAAAUGUCUCAACAGGCCGCCCCCUCAUCCGCACACUAACCAAGCACCUCCUCUGCCCCUUCACCAACCCGCGGCGUUUCUUCGCCACGCGUCCCGUCUUCGUCGUCUGGACGCUCUACGCAGUAACCUACUUCACCGCGAACAUCAGCGAAACGCUCAUCGAGCGGUACCUGCACCCAGACCGCAAAGCCCUCACAGGCACCCUGAUCUCCUCCGCCGUGUUCGUCGUCAACACCCCGCUCAGCGUGUGGAAAGACGUGCGGUUCGCGCAGUUCUUCGGGAACCGCGUCACGGCUGCCGCGAGUCAGGUCCCGAGGUCAGGCGGCUCGCCCGUGACCACGGCCGCGGCGAGCCGCGCUUUGGUGCCGAGGGGCAUGCCGAAGUCCGUGAGCGCGGCGUUUUUAGCGCGUGAUGUUAUUACUGUGUUCGGCACGUUUGCGAUCGCGCCGCAGGUCGCGGCGCUGAUUCCUGAUACUUGGGCGCACACCGCGCAGGCGAAGGCGGAUGUUGCGCAGUUGAUGGUCCCGGCUGCGACGCAGGUCGUGGCUACGCCCGCGCAUUUGUUAGGUCUGGAUUUGUAUAAUCGGCCUGAGACGAAUGGGCUGGUCGAUCGGAUUGGGGGGGCGAAGAGGAAGCUGUUUUCGACGAUGACGAUGCGGGCUGCGAGGCUUAUCCCGGCGUGGGGGGUGGGGAUUAUUUUGAAUAAUCAUUUGAGGGCUACGUAUAGAGAGGGUGAGGGUGGGGAGGUUACUUAG
This is a messenger RNA of Annulohypoxylon maeteangense, 900 nucleotides long. RefSeq lists its product as uncharacterized. Gene Ontology annotation, cellular component: mitochondrion. The record is from RefSeq and is a predicted model, not a curated record. Bases 1 to 900 code for a protein of 299 amino acids. Lineage: Eukaryota; Fungi; Ascomycota; Sordariomycetes; Xylariales; Hypoxylaceae. The transcript has 2 exons.